CUCCCCUCCGCCGGUCCCGCCCUCCGUCGCGGCGGCGCGGUGCACCCUGGGAUAGGGAGCGAUCUCCGAGCGAGGCAGCAAGAUGGACGCGGGAUUCUUCCGCGGAACAAGUGCAGAACAGGAUAAUCGGUUCAGCAACAAACAGAAGAAACUACUGAAGCAGCUGAAAUUUGCAGAAUGCCUAGAAAAAAAGGUGGACAUGAGCAAAGUAAAUUUGGAGGUUAUAAAGCCUUGGAUAACAAAACGAGUAACAGAAAUCCUUGGAUUUGAAGAUGAUGUUGUGAUUGAGUUUAUAUUCAACCAGCUGGAAGUGAAGAAUCCAGACUCCAAAAUGAUGCAAAUCAACCUCACUGGGUUUUUGAAUGGGAAAAAUGCUAGAGAAUUUAUGGGAGAACUUUGGCCUCUACUGUUAAGCGCACAAGAAAACAUCGCUGGAAUCCCUUCUGCUUUCCUAGAACUUAAGAAAGAAGAAAUAAAACAGAGACAGAUUGAACAAGAAAAAUUGGCAUCUAUGAAGAAACAAGAUGAAGACAAAGAUAAGAGAGAUAAGGAAGAAAAAGAGAGCAGCAGAGAAAAAAGAGAGAGGUCUCGAAGCCCAAGAAGAACCAAGAGCCGGGAGUCCUUUCCUGCUCCAGAAAAGAGAAAAACUCCAGAGCUCCCAGAACCUUCAGUGGAAAGUAAAGAACCUUCAGUACAAGAGGCCACAUCUACAAGUGACAUCCUGAAAGUUCCCAAGCCUGAACCUAUACCAGAGCCUAAAGAACCUUCUCCAGAAAAAAAUUCCAAAAAAGAAAAGGAGAAGGAAAGACUCGACCAAGAUCUCGGUCCACGUUCCAAAUCAAGAUCACUGACGCGUUCUCGGUCUCCUUCUCACACGCGACCAAGACGGCGCCAUAGGUCCCGAUCAAGAUCAUAUUCACCUAGAAGGCGGCCAAGCCCAAGAAGGCGGCCAUCUCCUCGAAGAAGAACUCCGCCAAGACGAAUGCCUCCUCCACCAAGGCACAGAAGGAGUAGAUCUCCAGUGAGACGAAGAAGGCGUUCAUCAGCAUCCUUGUCUGGGAGUAGCUCAUCAUCCUCUUCAUCUCGUUCCCGAUCCCCACCAAAGAAGCCUCCCAAGAGGACAUCUAGCCCCCCUCGAAAAACUCGUAGGUUAUCUCCUUCAGCGAGUCCUCCUCGGAGAAGACACAGGCCAUCACCUCCAGCAACUCCACCACCAAAAACUCGUCAUUCCCCAACACCCCAGCAGUCAAAUCGUACAAGAAAAAGUCGUGUGUCUGUGUCCCCAGGGAGAACUUCAGUGACAAAACAUAAAGGUACUGAGAAAAGAGAGUCACCUUCACCAGCACCAAAGCCUAGAAAAGUAGAGUUAUCUGAAUCAGAAGAAGAUAAAGGUGGCAAAAUGGCUGCAGCAGAUUCUGUGCAGCAGAGACGCCAAUACAGACGACAGAACCAGCAGUCUUCUUCUGACUCUGGCUCCUCCUCCUCCUCAGAAGAUGAGCAACCCAAGAGAUCCCACGUAAAGAAUGGUGAGGUAGGCAGGCGGCGGAGACAUUCCCCUUCUCGGAGUGCCUCUCCUUCACCACGAAAGCGCCAGAAAGAGACUUCCCCUCGUGGUAGACGGAGGAGAAGUCCCUCCCCACCACCCAGAAGGCGACGCUCUCCUUCUCCUGCUCCUCCUCCUCGGCGGCGCAGAUCUCCCACACCACCACCACGGCGAAGGACUCCUUCUCCUCCCCCUCGUCGGCGCUCACCUUCCCCAAGAAGAUACUCUCCUCCAAUACAGAGAGAAUACUCUCCUUCUCCGCCUCCAAAGAGAAGAACAGCCUCCCCCCCACCCCCUCCUAAACGACGGGCAUCUCCAUCUCCACCACCAAAGCGCCGGGUCUCCCAUUCUCCUCCUCCCAAACAGAGGAGCUCCCCAGUUACCAAGAGACGAUCACCUUCUUUAUCAUCAAAGCAUAGGAAAGGAUCUUCUCCAAGCCGCUCUGCCCGGGAGGCCCGGUCACCACAACCAAACAAACGGCAUUCUCCCUCACCACGGCCUCGAGCUCCUCAGACAUCCUCAAGUCCUCCACCUGUUCGACGAGGAGCAUCAGCGUCACCCCAAAGAAGGCAGUCCCCAUCUCCAAGUACUAGGCCCAUUAGGAGAGUCUCCAGGACUCCAGAACCUAAAAAGACAAAAAAGGCUGCCUCACCAAGCCCACAGUCCGUAAGAAGGGUCUCAUCCUCCCGAUCUGUCUCUGGAUCUCCUGAGCCAGCAGCUAAAAAGCCCCCAGCACCUCCAUCCCCAGUCCAGUCUCAGUCACCCUCAACUAACUGGUCACCAGCGGUACCGGUCAAAAAGGCUAAAAGCCCAACACCAAGCCCAUCACCGGCCAGGAAUUCAGAUCAAGAAGGAGGCGGAAAGAAAAAGAAGAAAAAGAAGGACAAGAAACACAAAAAGGAUAAGAAACACAAGAAGCACAAAAAACACAAGAAGGAAAAGGCUAUGGCCGCAGCGGCUGCAGUGCCUGUGACCCCUGCAGCCGUUGCUGCUGCCACAACUACAUCAGCACAGGAGGAACCUGAGGCAGCACCAGAGCCGAAGAAGGAGACUGAAAGCGAAGCUGAAGACAACCUUGAUGACUUAGAAAAGCACCUGCGAGAAAAAGCCCUGAGAUCCAUGCGGAAGGCUCAAGUGUCCCCUCAGUCUUAGGUGGAAAUGUUUGUUAUGAUGUAAAUUUUAUUUGGUUUGUACUCGAUUCAAUUUCAAAAUUGCUAAAAUGUGUUUGAGCUUUAGACUAUAACAUUUGUUGUAAUAAUUGCUAGGUUGAAGUUCACCAUGUUAAAAAAAAAAAAAGGGCAUGGAUUUACAUUGCAAAA
Sciurus carolinensis (gray squirrel) is the source of this 2862-nucleotide messenger RNA. It is a transcript of the gene Srrm1, whose product is annotated as serine and arginine repetitive matrix 1. The record is from RefSeq and is a predicted model, not a curated record. Lineage: Eukaryota; Metazoa; Chordata; Mammalia; Rodentia; Sciuridae. Gene Ontology annotation, molecular function: RNA binding. Gene Ontology annotation, cellular component: spliceosomal complex. Gene Ontology annotation, biological process: regulation of mRNA splicing, via spliceosome; mRNA processing.